Molecule: messenger RNA, 1341 nt
Organism: Diutina rugosa
Lineage: Eukaryota; Fungi; Ascomycota; Pichiomycetes; Serinales; Debaryomycetaceae
Exons: 1
Coding region: 1-1341 (446 amino acids)
Biological process (GO): protein ubiquitination
Molecular function (GO): ubiquitin protein ligase activity
Source: RefSeq, a predicted model, not a curated record
AUGCUGAAGUGGGUUAAUCUUGACGACGUGAAGUGGAUGGAGCUUGACGACGCUCGCUCAUGGCACUGGAUGCUGGAGAUGUACUAUCGGCCAAAUCCCACCGUUAGAAAGAUUGUUCAAGCCAAAGUAGAGGUGGCGACCAUCCACCAAGAGAUCUGCCGAACCCAUCGCGAAGCUGAUGCCGCUGCUUUGGCGUUGUUGCAAGCGUUUCGUGAAGAGCAUGUCGCCGCAUCAAAGGUAACCCAAGCGAAACAUCAAUGGGCAAUCAUGGACUCCCUAAUGACAAACAUGUGCAACAUGGAGAACGUCCCCUUCGACAAUACAACGAUCCAACGCGUGGCUUCAAUGACGAUGAACUCAUACAAGCAAGCGGUGAAGGACCACUCUGGGACGCUGACCAUUACUGGCAACAUCGAACGAGGGUGGCUUAAAGCGAAGGACGACCUCGCUGAGGUGAGCGCCGUGCACCAUGAAAAGCAAGCGGCAGUGGAGCUGUUGGGUGAGACAUAUCAGCAAACCCAGGAAGCGGUGGACUGUUUGUUUGCCGACAACACCAACGCCAUGACUGCUGAGGACCUUCUGCAUCUACCACCCCCCAGCGAGCUGACGCCAGUGCAAGUGGUGCUCAUACUCACAGACUUCGUGUACAUUCUUUAUUUGUUCAUCACAAUGGCAAGACUCUCGUUCAAGGGCCGCUGGUUUGAUUUCUGGUUCCGAAAGUUCCCCAGUUUUUUUACGGCCCUCGUUUGCUUGGAAAUUUUUGACCUUGUGGAUUUCAACAUCACCUGGGAGCUGGUGGCGAUUAUUGUGCUCGUUGCCGUGAUAGACCUGGGCUGUAUUCGCCGCAUUAUCCCUCGGCGCAGCUGGUUCCACCCCUACCUGCUCUUCGUCAUCGCCAGCUGGAUUGCCAUACUCUCCUUCAUCCAAUACUUCUACAAUCAGACAUUACGGUCAUGGGUCGACCAAAAGUGCCACGUGAAAUCAAUUCCCAGACAUAUCGAUUAUCACCCCACCGUCGAUAUGCUAUACUUUGAUUGUAACUUAUCCCUGGACGCAGUGGUGCUCAAGCUGGAACUUGACGAGCUGGCGCCACCGGAGAUUGUCAACUGCCAGCUCGAGUGUUUCAUAUGCGUGGCACCGAUAUCGUUGCCCGUGGUUAUCGAUCCUGACAACGAAUAUUGUCCUCGUAAGAAGGAGUAUAUGGUCACUCCCUGCUGCCACGUAUUCCACGCCAAGUGCUUGAAGCAGUGGAUGGAACGUAAGCGUCGAUGCCCCAUGUGUCACCUGAAAUUGCCUCGAUACGAGAUGUAUGAGACUAUGGCAUUUGCCGAGACCCUGUAG